Molecule: messenger RNA, 759 nt
Organism: Penicillium salamii
Lineage: Eukaryota; Fungi; Ascomycota; Eurotiomycetes; Eurotiales; Aspergillaceae
Source: the annotation of a GenBank genome assembly
AUGUUCUCACGGUUAUUCCCCUCAUUGGGGUGCUCGGCGACAAAAUGGAACAUCCCACAACAAUCCAAAUUUGUUCACAAGAGUGUGUUCCAGGUUGAGCGGAGGUACUUUUCGAGGAGCUUCCAGUUGCAGGAACAAAGCCGGCCAUCUGCGGCACCAUUCAGAACCCCCCAAUCUAAAAAGCGCAAUGUCUCUACAGCGCUCUAUGCCAUCAGUCUCAUUCUCGGCACAACUGCUCUCGCAUAUGGAUCCGUCCCUCUCUACAAAAUGAUCUGUGCGCAGACUGGCUGGGGUGGUCAACCCAUCCUUACUCACCGCGGUGGUGACGGGGAUACUUCCUCGCGCGUGACGCCAGUGACCGACUCUCGCCGUCUUCGCAUUACAUUCAACGGAUCAGUGUCAGAUGUGAUGCCCUGGAAAUUCACUCCCCAGCAGCGUGAAGUCCGGGUGCUACCCGGUGAGACCGCUUUGGCCUUCUACACAGCAACAAAUAAGGGCCCGAGUGAUAUCAUUGGAGUCGCAACGUACAGUGUCACGCCUGGUCAGGUUGCGCCGUACUUUAGCAAGAUUCAAUGCUUCUGCUUUGAGGAACAGAAGCUUAAUGCUGGAGAGUCGGUGGAUAUGCCUGUAUUCUUCUUCAUUGAUCCGGACUUUGCUACGGAUCCCAAUAUGCAAGGUAUUGAUACCAUUACCCUGUCAUAUACCUUCUUCAAAGCGAAAUAUGAUGACAAUGGCGUUUUGAAGCCCAUUGCGUCGUAA